Messenger RNA from Cadophora gregata, 1074 nucleotides. RefSeq lists its product as uncharacterized. The record is from RefSeq and is a predicted model, not a curated record. Bases 22 to 594 code for a protein of 190 amino acids. NCBI's taxonomy places the organism in Eukaryota, Fungi, Ascomycota, Leotiomycetes, Helotiales, Ploettnerulaceae. The transcript has 3 exons.
CUCUACUCUCAAACCUCCAGCAUGGCCCCACACAACAGCCUGUUGCAAACCACUCACCCACGUCGUGGCACGACGGAGGGCCCGACCUUCACUCCAUUUCCGCGUCUUCCUACCGAAUUGCGCUUCAAAAUAUGGAAAGUCUUAUUUAGGCCCCGUCGUGUGAUACUCUGGUAUAGAGGUCGCCAGCCUUCCGAUGACCAGGAGCAAUAUAUACUAGUCAACCGCGAGGCUCGUCAGGAUUUCCUCGAGAACUACGCUCGUCACUUCAUUGAAUACGACGGGAAGAGGGGGUAUUACCUGAACUUCAAUCUGGACAGUAUCUGCUUUUCGUCGAUGUUGUUAUUUGUUGAAGCGAUAUCUCUCGACGAGGACGACAUGGCACGUAUCAAGAAACUUGAGAUUACACCCAAACCAGUUGCUGAUCACAUGGGGCUGGGCAGGGGCGGGCCAAAGAUUAGUUUGAAAGGCAUGACCAGUCUUGAACUCGUCACCCUCCGCUUGAAGUCAGGACUUGGAAUAGAAAUGAAAGAGAGGAUUGGGAAUACAUGCAGGAUCUCAUGGAAGAUACAUUCGAAAACAUCCGCGGAUCUUUAGUCCGACAGUGCGAUCCCACAAAGCCCUACUCUGGACCGAAGUUAGCAGUAAUCUUCCCCAGCACAAGCCAAUAGAAGGAGGAAAUCUAUUUGGACACUGCUGGAGAUCUUGAUCACUUCAGCUACGGAAUUGUUCAUUGGAACAACACAGCCCCACUAUGUGUCCACGAUCUGAAUAACUUCAAGAUAGAAACCUGGAUAGAGCAGAAUGCUCAGCUAGCGACACAUAAAGGCAACAUCAUGGUCCGUCUGAGAAACUCUAGGACAUUGCGUAGCAGACCCGAGAAGAAACUCUACUGGGAGAACAGGUUGAGAUCCGGGAUGAGAUCGGCCUCUCGAGGAUUGUGAGCAGUCUAUAGGCGGCAUGGACCAGCUUUAACUGAAAUGGCUUGCACCCGGUAUUCUCGAGAGUUGCAAGAUGGUGACAAGUCUUAGAUUAGGCUCCAGCUGUACCGAAUUGCGCUCAACAAAUUUCAACCUC